Molecule: messenger RNA, 1239 nt
Organism: Arachis ipaensis
Lineage: Eukaryota; Viridiplantae; Streptophyta; Magnoliopsida; Fabales; Fabaceae
Gene: PSF1
Product: partner of SLD five 1
Biological process (GO): DNA replication; DNA strand elongation involved in mitotic DNA replication
Cellular component (GO): GINS complex
Source: RefSeq, a predicted model, not a curated record
GAAUAAGAAAGAAACGUCGUCGUUGUGUAUUCCCGCUCCUAUCUCUGUGUUAGAAAAAAUGGCGAAACCCUAACACGCACUCCUCUGUCCUCCCACCCACCACUGUCGUCGUCGCCGUCGCCAUUGCGCACAUCAUUUAUCACUUUCUUCUUCUCUGAUUCAUGUUUCUUUCUCUGUCAGCAAUAAGAAAAAGGAUGGCAUGGCUCGUUUAUCGUUUUCUUUGGCAGAAAAUGAUGGGGUUUUCCAAGUUGGGGUAUGAAAUUAAGUUGUGAAACUUGAGAAAGAGUAGGCUGGGAUGCUUUUCGUUUGAGGUAAAAAGAGGGGAAUUUGUAGCUUUUGGAAGCUUGGUUUUCUCUGUGAGCUGAAGUUCUGCCAUUUUAGUGUUAUAGUUGAGCUGCGUAUUAUUGACCCUCCACAACUCCGUUGAACAUGUACGGCAGAAAAGCUUGCGAGCUUGUCAAAGAAUUUGCAAGCGUAGGUAAAGGCCAGCUCACACAGUACAAUAGUGACCUCUUUGAACAAGUAGUUGCAGAAUGCAGCCAGCAUCACCUUGAGCUUCAAUCUUUGAUAAGAAAAAUGCAGGAAGAAGGUUUGGAUGUCCAAACAGCUAGAAAUGCUGACCACUAUGGUGCCCUUAUCCACCAUCUCUCUUUAGUCCGCAAUAAGCGCUGUCUAAUGGCCUAUGUAAAUAACCGAGCUGAGAUUAUAAGAAGCUUGUUGUGGAAGAUUGGCAGUGUGCUUCCUAAAGAGAUUGAGGAGAAGCUUUCUCACACAGAGGAAGAGUAUUUCAACAAGUAUUCUGGAGAAUUGAAAAAAUACAUGUCAAAAAUGGAGUUAGACCUGACAGUGGAUAUGGUGCCGCCAAAAGAUCCUUACAUCAAAGUAAGGGUCCUUGAUGACAUUGGAGAUGGCAUUGUGCUUAGCGAUAAGACUGCCAAUUUUGCUCGUCAUUCGAUCCACUUUCUGAAGCGAACUGAUGCCGAACAAUUCAUUUCACGGGGUUUAAUGGAGGAGCUCACAGGUUGAUAGAUGAGAAAAUUGGUUUAAAGCCUUUUCAAAUGUUUAUCAAUAAUUUCACCAAUGUUGCUUGAAAAGCUGAUUAUUUUGAUGUUUGGCUUGUUUGUUCAAUGACUUCUAUUAUGUGCACAUAUAUAAUGUAACAUCAAUAUGCUAAUAUUCUAUUCCCUGUUUGGGUGGAUUACUUGCAUUUACAUUGGCCUUGUGUCAGAUUUUCAUUCA